UACGCCACCCUGCCUUUGCUCGCUCCAAGAUUGCGCGAUGACUGCCACGACCAUGGAUAAAAGGACCAGCGGCGAGGAGGGCAGCAGCAGCGGGUCGAGGCUUGCGGUCAAGGAAGCCUACAUAAAGAAGAUGCAACGCCAAAUUGCUAUGACAAAGGCAUAUGAAGCUAAUCUAGAGAGGAUCAGGGACGGUCUUGUCGGCCUCAAGAAUGAAGCAGACAUUACUAAAUUCGAACCGCCCAAAGAAAGAUUUGGCGAUGAUCUUGGCCCUUGUAAAAUUUCAGCUUCAAACUUUCACCGCAGUGUCGCCUCGAUUGCUCUGUUCCAUGACGAAGUGAUGGUAUUUGCAUGCUCGGCCACAGCUGUGCGUCUCAGGCAUGGUUACAUACAAGAUCGCCAUAAAAUAUUUGUGACCUCGGCGCGAUUCGCCCACGAAUUUAACGCUAACAGAACCAAAGAUGAUAAACUGAGGACUGCACUGGGAGGGGCAGUUAUAUGCUUUGGUCAUGAUAGAUCGGGACACUUGGCUGGUGUUAUCGUUGGAUGUUCUGAAGGCAAAACCACCUUCAUACCAACGAAGAUGCUUCAUGAAUUGUUGCAGGCUCUUGUGAUAACCAGUAAAACUUCCGUCUUCCGUGGAUAUUCGUUGCCUCAAGGUGUAAAGAGUGUCAUCCCUUCAGGAUUUAUGGUAAGAUCUACGAUUCUUCAAUCCUUGGGCUAUCCCCAGCCACCGCCACUUGUUUUUGAGCUCAAUGGGGGCUUGGCUGGUACGUUUGAACACGAUUUUGGUCAAUUUCAUUAUUGGGAAGGGUUUCCUUUCGAUUACCCUUACAGUGGUCCUGGGAAGCCUAUCUGGGAGCAACUUGGAGAACAAGUCACUGAGAAAAUGUCAAAAAGUGUUGUCUCAAUCGCUUCAUUCAAGGAACACGAGAGGUUUUUUGCAUGCACAUGCCUGCUUAUAACGUGGAGCCCCGACACGUUCGUACUUACUUCGGCCAGUUUGGUUAGGACUGGUGAUGCUCCAGACGAAAUUGAUGAGAACCUGAGGUUUGAGGUGUUUCUCCCUCCAGGACAAUGUGUGGAUGGCAUGCUGGAAUUGUAUCAUUCAAAUUACAACAUUGCUAUUUUCAGUCUCGGAAAGGAUCUCCGUGAUAUUUCUCCAGUAGAUAUUCUCAGUGCCGAGGUCGCAUGCCCACGCAAUAAGAAACUCAUGGGUUAUUGA
Messenger RNA from Lolium rigidum, 1222 nucleotides. RefSeq lists its product as uncharacterized. The coding region runs from base 38 to 1222 and encodes 394 amino acids. The transcript is spliced from 11 exons. Lineage: Eukaryota; Viridiplantae; Streptophyta; Magnoliopsida; Poales; Poaceae. The record is from RefSeq and is a predicted model, not a curated record.